Hyaloperonospora brassicae is the source of this 765-nucleotide messenger RNA. The record is from the annotation of a GenBank genome assembly. NCBI's taxonomy places the organism in Eukaryota, Oomycota, Peronosporomycetes, Peronosporales, Peronosporaceae.
AUGGCGACCACAGUGCUACGCACGCCACGCAUGAGCUUCUUGCGACUGCAGGCGCCCAUCCAGGAGCAGCUGCGUAUCGAGGAAGCGCUCUUCCGUGCCGAGUCGCAGCGCAAUUGGUUCAUCUACAACGACAAGCACGAACCAGCCACGAUCGUCAUGGGCAUCUCGGGCAAACCCGAGCAGCUACUGCAUCAGGAGGCUGUCAGACGCGACGGCAUCCCGGUGCUCAAGCGCUUCAGUGGCGGUGGCACUGUAAUUGUCGACCACAAUACAGUCUUUACGACGUUCAUCUGUCGACAGGAAGACUUUCCACGGGUCAAGCCUUUUCCGCGAGAGAUCAUGGCGUGGUCACACGACUUUUUCUUGCCCUUUUUCUCGCGAGUGUGUCGCGAUGACCUGAAGUUCUCGCUGCGAGAAGACGACUAUGUGUUCAACGAUCGCAAGUUUGGUGGCAAUGCCCAGAGCCUAUCAAGGGGCCGCUGGCUGCACCACACUUCGUUCUUGUGGGACUUUGAUCCAAAGAACAUGGAGUAUCUAACUCAUCCAGCUCGACAGCCAAAGUACCGUCAGCAGCGCAGCCACCUCGAGUUCCUGUGCCCGCUAAAAGAUAUGCUGAAAACGGAAUGCGCGAAUCGCGAGAAGUUCCGAAACGAGCUUCGCGCGGAGCUUGCACGCAACUUUGAGAUUGAAGAUGUGGCGCUGGCGGAUAUUGCACCCAUCCUGGAGAAAGAGCAUCGCAAGUCUACUCACUUUGUACAUCCCUAG